AUGCAGCUCACGGGGGGGGCCUUGCCCCACCGGAGGGCCGCUUCUCCAGCGCCUUCUCCACAGGUAGGUCCCAGCUCUGUGCGCAUCGGAUCCCCGCUGCGCCCCAGCCCUAGCUCGGCUCAGGCACCCGUGGCUGACUUGCAUUGUGUCUCCGCAGACAGGAGUGAAGCGGCCGGAGGUGGCUGCCCUUCUCUGUCCCAGGCUCUCAGCCCGCCCGCCUCGGCCACUGUGGCCGCUGCCUUGCCUGCCCCGUUCCCCCGGGACGCGGCUGAGCUGGUGCCUUCCAUCUCUCAGCGCAGGAAAAGGACCAACUUCACCACGGCUCAGCUGGAGACGCUGGAGCUGGUCUUCAACAACACCAUGUACCCCGAUAUCUACUUGAGGGAGAAGCUGGCCGACAUGACCCAGAUCCCGGAGUCCAGGAUCCAGGUCUGGUUCCAGAACAGACGUGCCAAAUCCCGGCGGCAGCGAGGGAAACCUUGCAGCAGUCCAGCAGCUGCAGAGCCUUUCCCUAGCCACAAGGCUCCUGCCAAAAAUGCACAUCCAGCGGUGGGCAUUCAGCAGCACACCUCAACCACAGAGCCGCACCAUUACUACCAGGCCCCUGGGGGCCCUUCAGGGGUUGCCUACGCUACCCAGCCUCAUUUUCCCAGCAACGGUCCAAGCACUAGCGUAAAGGCUCUGGAGGAUCAGCAACCUCAUUACGCGCUGUCGGGAGUAGCCCAGAUCAUUCAAAUAAAAGAGGAAAACGCGGGUCCGUACAAGUGGCCCUCCACAAUGCCCUUACAGCCUGGGCUGCGGGUGGAUUUUGAGGGCGUCCCUCCGAAUAGGGCUAUCGGAUCUGAAAUGAACUUUCUAGUGCCCUCUCUGCCCCUUUCCGCCGGGGCGAGUAGACAUGGCGGCAGGGGGAAGCUGUGUGGUCCUCAUGUCCAAACGCCGCAGACUAUGUGUGGACAAUAUUCGCCCGUCUCUGAUGCAGACGACACCAGCGGCUAUUCCGAGUCCAGUUCAGAGUGGGAGGAGAGCACCCUAAGUGCCUUCAGAGGAAUCUGA
This is a messenger RNA of Gopherus evgoodei (Goodes thornscrub tortoise), 1053 nucleotides long. RefSeq names its product Mix paired-like homeobox (gene MIXL1). Gene Ontology annotation, biological process: regulation of transcription by RNA polymerase II; hematopoietic progenitor cell differentiation; endoderm formation. Lineage: Eukaryota; Metazoa; Chordata; Testudines; Testudinidae. The transcript has 2 exons. Gene Ontology annotation, molecular function: DNA-binding transcription activator activity, RNA polymerase II-specific; RNA polymerase II cis-regulatory region sequence-specific DNA binding. The coding region runs from base 1 to 1053 and encodes 350 amino acids. The record is from RefSeq and is a predicted model, not a curated record.